CAGGUGGAGCUGUCAAAUCGCGUAAUCCGCCACCACCGCCAAUACUCGGACCGCUUCCUGCGCGUGACUUUCUGCGAGGAGAACGGCGGCCGCCUCUGCUUUGCCAAUGACAUCCCUCGCCUGGAAGACUACAUGGACAGGAUGGAAGGCAUCCUGAAGGAUGGCUUGGAACUUGCCGACCGCCAUUUUGACCUGCUUGCGUUCUCAUCAGGCCAGGUGAGGGAGCAGUCGGCCUGGUUCUGGGCUGCGCCUGACAGCGGCCCUACUGCGGCAGACAUCCGCGCAUGGAUGGGCGAUUUUGACGCCAUCCGCUGCGUCGCCAAGUUCACCGCGCGCAUGGGGCAGUGCUUCUCCUCCACCGUUGACACCCUCAAGUUGCAGGCGUACACGGUGCAGACGGUGCCGGACGUGGAGCGCAACGGCUACUGCUUCUCGGACGGCGUCGGCCGCAUCUCAGUGGAGCUCAGCCGCGCGGUGGCCGACCGGCUGGAGCAGCUGGGACGCUGCCCGGCCGGCUGGCUGCCGCGCGCGUACCAGAUCCGCUACGCCGGCUGCAAGGGGAUGGUGUCUCUGCACAUGGGGCUCCGUGGCAAACGGUUUGAGGUGCGGCCAAGCAUGAACAAGUUCGAGGCCAGCGCUCAGAUGCUGGAGAUCUGCGACUACGCGCGCUACGUGCCGGGCUACCUCAAUCGCCAGAUCGUCACCCUCCUCAUGCAAAAGUGCCUCGGCGUCCCCAACUCGGUCUUCCAGCGUCUGCAGGCGCGCACCGCCCUCUUCAACCUGAAUAAGUCUGGCCAACUCCGAUGCUUCUGUCUCAAUCUCAUCAAGUGGGGUGAUGCGGCGAUAAUGCUGGAGGCAGCGCACAUCAUCAGGGCGGGCUUUGACGUGGGCACGGAGCCCUACCUGAAGAGCAUCCUGCUCUGCCUGCGUGCCCACCUGCUGCAGGACCUGAAGGCCAAGACACGCGUGCGCGUGCCCAAGGCAGCUUUGCUGAUGGGAGUCAUGGACGAGGAAGGGGUUCUCGAGCCCGGCCAGGUAUUUCUGAGCGUCAACAGCUUGCCAACCAUGGCGCUGCCGGCGAUAGUGACCGGCACCGUCGUCGUCGCCAAAAAUCCCUGCUUCCAUCCAGGGGACGUGCGCAAAUUUCAGGCGCGCCCCUUGUUUCGCUCCCCUGAAUUACACCAUCUGGUGAACUGCCUGGUCUUCCCCCAGAAAGGACAACGCCCCCACCCGGACGAGUGCUCCGGCUCUGACCUUGACGGAGACCAAUACUUUGUUUCCUGGGAGCCCGGCCUGCUCUUCCCAGGGCCCAACCGAGAGCCCAUGAGUUUUCACUCCCAGGACCCCGUGCUCAUCCCUGAAGGCCAGGCAAGCCUCGUGGGUGACGUGGCGCAGUUCUUCAUGGACUACAUCUUCAAUGAUCUGCUCGGCAUCAUCGCGAAUGCACACCUCGCUACAGCCGACAUCAAGCCAGACGGCGCUCAGUGCUCGCAGUGCCUGCAGCUGGCUCGCCUGCACUCGAACGCGGUCGACUUCACAAAGAGCGGCCGGCCGGCGGAGUUCAGCAGGGACCUGCGCCCGCUCAGCUAUCCAGAUUUCAUGAUGAAAAAGAACAAGGAGACGCAUGAAAGCAGCACCAUCAUCGGACAGCUCUUCAGAGCCAUCACUGUGCCAACGCCGCCUCUGCUGUCCGACAUUGCCAGCGAGACGCAACCGGACCCAGACAUCAUGGUGGAGGGCUUUCAGCAGUUCAUCCCAGCAGCCCAGGAGGCGCGGACGCGGUACGAGCACGCUCUGGUCCAGAUAAUGAACCAGUACGGUGUGCACAAUGAGGCCGAGAUUGUGAGCGGAUGCAUCUCAAAGUUCGCCAAGCACCGGCGCAAGAAGGGCGACGUGAAGACCAUGAUCAUCGACGCUGUGCGCGCCCUGCGCAAGAAGAACAGGGCAGAGUUCCCCGGCCCACUGGCGGCCAGAUCGCGCCGCGCACUGCAGAAAGCAUGCGCUUGGUAUCAUGUGACCUACUCACCGGCAUACAGCGGCUACGGGCCGGCUGCAGCGCUGAGCACCAGGGAGCUCGAUGCGCGGCUCAUCAGCUUCCCCUGGAUCCUGACUGACCAUCUGGCGGUCAUCAAGACCGGACCGAGACGCCGUCUGCCAGGACAGCGUAUCUGA
Molecule: messenger RNA, 2172 nt
Organism: Coccomyxa subellipsoidea C-169
Lineage: Eukaryota; Viridiplantae; Chlorophyta; Trebouxiophyceae; Coccomyxaceae
Product: RdRP-domain-containing protein
Exons: 14
Biological process (GO): siRNA processing
Cellular component (GO): nuclear RNA-directed RNA polymerase complex
Molecular function (GO): RNA-directed RNA polymerase activity
Source: RefSeq, a predicted model, not a curated record